This is a messenger RNA of Prunus avium (sweet cherry), 495 nucleotides long. Lineage: Eukaryota; Viridiplantae; Streptophyta; Magnoliopsida; Rosales; Rosaceae. The record is from RefSeq and is a predicted model, not a curated record.
AUGGUUGAAACCCGUCCAAGACUUCUUGCUGAGUUUAUGCUCCUGAGUUUCCUCCUUUGUGAGUUUGGUUUUAGGCAUGGAUCUUCGGAUACAACUACUCAGUUGCAUCCUCAUGAAGACUCGGAUACCAACAAUUUGAAGAUCAAGUGCACAGGGGACUGUGUACAUGACAAAAACAGAUAUCAUUGCCAUGUCAAGGAGUUUUCCUUUACCAGCGCGGCUCUAACUGGUUCUAUACCUAAAGAAGUGGAGGAGCUUAAGCAUUUGGAGAAGCUUGAUUUAUCCGGCAAUCAGCUUUCCGGUUCCAUACCUAAUACCUUGUGGAAUUUGUCAGCCCUCAAAGAAUUUGAUUUAUCCAGCAAUAAGCUUACCGGUUCCAUACCUGAUACCUUGUGGAAUUUGUCAUCCCUCGUAUCAUUAGACCUUUCAAGAAAUCAACUGGCAGAAGGCAUAUCAGAGCGCAUUGGACACUUGCGCAAUCUUACUUAUCUGUAA